Messenger RNA from Leishmania braziliensis MHOM/BR/75/M2904, 3150 nucleotides. RefSeq lists its product as hypothetical. The coding region runs from base 1 to 3150 and encodes 1049 amino acids. The transcript has a single exon. The record is from RefSeq and is a predicted model, not a curated record. NCBI's taxonomy places the organism in Eukaryota, Euglenozoa, Kinetoplastea, Trypanosomatida, Trypanosomatidae.
AUGGAGUGGCGUAGCAACGUCAGCGCGGCGACUGACGCUGUCUGGUCACUUGGGACGCCCUCUCCCUCCUUCACUCUCUCCAUAGCAACACCGCCUGCCACGCCUGUGACGGAGAAUCUAUCUAAUCCACCUGCGGUGGCGUCGCAGUUGCCUAGCCCCCACUCCACAGGCAGCUGGAGUGACAAGGGCGAUUUAUUCGCCAAUGGCUCCACGACCGGCUACAUCUGUGCCGCCUGCCAUCGCGUGCUCGAGCCCGUGCAGGCGUUGCUCACUCAGUUCAAUGCGGGCAAGCUCCACGUCGGCGCCAGCGUGGUGGACUUGGCUGUGCAGCAUCCCCUUCCGUACUUACGUGUGGAGCUGGUGCGACUCUUGCUGACGUUCCGGCGGUGGAACUGGUCCAUGUGCGCGCCGGUGGCCGUUGCCGCCAGCGUGGGCGACGUGGAUGUUCUGGCGAGUCUGCUCUCCGUGGAGGAGUUGGAGCCCAACCUGGGCUUUCCUCUGAGGGUCGCUGUGCAGUGCCAUCGAAAUGACCAGGUGCUGCCCUUCUUGGUGUCUCAUCACCGUAUCAAUCCCAAUUAUGGUGGUGCCUUCUACGUGGCCGUUGUCAUCGGCAACACUGAGGCCAUGCACAUCCUCGGCGCUGCUGCCCAGGUCAACGUGAACCGUUUUGCCAACGGCGAGGGUACAUCAGCACUCUUAUACGCACUGCGCCAGCUCCUCGUGUGUAGUGCGAUCGUGGCAGCAGCGCAGCAGCCAUCGUCGACCACCGCUUCGGCACCACGACACAGCCGAAAGCCCCAACGAGGCAUCACGUCGUCGUCCUCGCCUCUCCCUUCUACAGCGGAGAAGAUGGUCACCGCCUCCCCUCUGUUUGCCGGUGAGGUCGGCGACGGCGUAAAUGCGCAUGCAAAGCACCAACCGCUCAGACUCUUAUCUGGUAAUGCCGAUGGCAGCGGGGUGGCAUUCUCCGCUGGUGCAACAGCUUCUGGUGGUACCCCAUUUCCAUCGGUGUCGUCGAACAUGAUAGGGCCGCUAUGGCAGCGUGACAGACCGCACUUCAGGAACGUGUCGCCCGUGGUGACCAUGGAUGACGAGCACGACGACAUUAUGCUGCCGGCGCAUGGAGAGGACAAAGAUGAGACCCACAGCAUCGCAUUGCAACAGGACACCGUCGCUCAUCCUCUGCUGACGGCGCAGCACUGGUGGGCCGUGCUGCUGUACCUGCUGGACCACCCCGCGAUCGAAGUGAACAUCGGCUUCUACAUAACCCCGCUCCAGAUGGCCGUGUUUGCCGGCAAUGUCGAGGUUGUUUCACUGCUCCUGCAGCACCCACAUCUUCGACCUAACUGCUUGCCAAAGCCUGCCUCGGUCCUGUGCGCCUCGUACUCUCUAUUGCAGCGGCAGACGCUCUCCAAGGACGCCCUGAGGUGCGUUGUUGCAACCCCCGUUGAGAUGGCGGUACAACUGCAUCAACUGGAGAUUUUCAAGCUGCUCGUCCGCGACCCGCGCGUUCGACUGCCCAUGCAGCUCACCAUGAACCUGGAGCGACUGGCGUGGGACGCGGAGGCGAUUCCAUACUUGACAAUCCUCGCGCAACACCGUGUCGACUGGGAGGGAUGGGGCUGGCGUUGGCGGCGCCUGUGUGUACUCAUUGCCACCGCAGCUAACUGCGUCAUCGCGCUCUGCAGCUGGGCCGUAUGGUGUGUGUGGUAUGAUUCUCUUAGGCCGUGCGGGGUUGGGUUGCUGUGCAUGUACGGGGUGCAGGUGAUCAUGGGCGUCUUCCUCGUUGCGUGGGAAGCCUAUGUGACUCAAACCGCUUCAUCUGCAGUACAGCAGCCGGCGCCCGUACUGGUGGCUUUUGUGCAGCACCUGGUGCCACCGUGGCCGAGUGCAUGGCAAUGCGGCUUCUCGGCAGUGCUGUUGCUCUGCCCUGGUAUGGUGCCUCUCCUGGACCUUCUCUGUGCGUGGAUUUUAUACAAGACCCAUCGAGACCGACGACCUCUGCAAACGGCUGCGCACCCUGGUGGUGCUGAGCCAGAGGUGCCUCCACAACACCGCCCUGCUGAUCUUGCUGACAGCUCCACCAACUGUGCGCGUUUGCCGAACGUCUCUCGGGAACGAAUCGAUGGCGCAUGGCGUCAGUCGGUGUGGCUCCCCACCCCACAUGAGUGGCCCGGCAUGUCCGUCUUGUCGAGCGUCUCCGGCCACGACAGCUUCAAGGGUGUGCCAUGCUUGGCGAGCUUCAGCUACAAGGAGAGCUUCUCUCGUCUUCGAACAGCAAUGGCACGCACACGGCAGCAGGUGGUGACCGAUAGCGGUGAUCAGAGGCGGCUUCAUGCUGUUGGCGGCGCACCAGCCUCGGCAACUGCGGAGAGUGCGGUGCCGACAUCAGCGCAUCCAAUGACAACGAGCACUGUUGGGCAUGCCUCUGUCUUGGACGGCGAGUUCGCCUCCCAUAGGACUUCGUCUAUCAUGACCAACAGCAUCAUCGCCUCAUCGCCGGUUGGUCACCGCAAUUCAUGGGUAGUGCCAGGCCGUCCCUCUCGCUUCGCCGCCCCCACAGAGUACCACACCCCGGAUCUGACGCUGCGUGCGCUGGCGUACGUGACGUACGAUUGGCUGCUUGUCACGCCUCGAUUGCUGCUCUCUGCCGUGGCCAUCCUCAUGUUCUUGUACAUGCUCUUCCCCUCCAGCCUGUCAACCUUGCCCUCGCCAUCGACUAUAAUGGUGAGGAAGACCACUACAGCGAAGGCGGAUGAGGCGAUCCCGCCUCCGUUUACUACCGCGGCCAGGGACGGCACCACCACGCACUCCAUCUCUGCUCUGCACUACUACGAUCGCCUGCUCUCAGCGACGCUGACCGAAGCGGCUGCAAUUGCAGUGGAGACGAACCCCGCCGAUCUGGCGCAUCUCACCACCAUGAUGAUUCUGGUGGGUCUCUGCGGGCUGGUCGCGUCUAUCGUGAGCGGCACGGUACUGCUUGCCAUGGUGACCUCACUGCGCACCAUCACGACGAAGUCCUGCUUCGCGAAUUCGGGCGACCGGGACAACGCUGGCGGCCGUAGCGGCCGCAACGGUUAUGUACUGCGCCACAGUGAACGGAAUACGCCGCGUCGCGCUGUUGCCAAGUGCACCGACUCGAUGAGGUAG